Messenger RNA from Linum trigynum, 2649 nucleotides. The record is from the annotation of a GenBank genome assembly. NCBI's taxonomy places the organism in Eukaryota, Viridiplantae, Streptophyta, Magnoliopsida, Malpighiales, Linaceae.
AUGGUGUACUACACCAUUUCAGGAAUCCGCUUGCCUUGCGUCCCGUCCGUCCAUCACAACUCCAGCUCUCACCGGAAUUCCUCAUCCGUCGCCGGGAACGCUUCCACCGCGCUGUCUUUCCCUUUGAAGAAGCACUCGCUCUCACGGAAGAUUGUUGCUGGAAGUUCUUCAUAUGAUUCUGAGGCCUCAACGACAGCCACUUCCAGAAAGGUUCUCGUUCCUGGUGGUGACUCAUCUUUCACAACAAAUGUUCUUGUUCCAGGAGCCAAGCCUCCUUCAUCGACAGAUCAACUAGAGACUUCAGACAUUGUUUCAGAGGAUCCCAAGGUCCUUCGUGAGGUACCAGAAAGCUCAAGCAUGGUAGGUGACACGAGUACUGAGGUCUUGGACGAACAGGAGAAAAUUGCGGUAUUGCCUGACACCAGAGAGAAAACUGACAAGAGAACCGUUCCUCCACCUGGUGCUGGGCAGAGAAUAUAUGACAUUGAUCCAAUUUUGUCUAGUUUCCGUCAGCAUCUUGAUUACAGAUAUUCACAGUACAAAAGAAUGCGUGCGGACAUUGACAAGUUUGAAGGUGGUUUAGAGAAAUUUUCACGUGGCUAUGAGAAGUUUGGGUUUAUACGCAGUGAAACAGGGAUAACAUAUAGAGAAUGGGCACCGGGAGCAACAAGGGCAGCAUUAAUAGGAGAUUUCAACAACUGGAAUCCCAAUGCAGAUGUCAUGGCUAGGGAUGAGUUUGGUGUCUGGGAGAUCUUUUUGCCCAACAAUGCAGAUGGUUCAUCGCCAAUUCCCCAUGGUUCAAGGGUGAAGAUACGAAUGGAUACUCCAUCUGGCUUGAAGGAUUCUAUUCCUGCUUGGAUUAAGUUUGCUGUACAAGCUCCUGGCGAAAUCCCAUACAACGGCAUCUACUAUGACCCACCAGAAGAGGAGAAGUAUGUAUUCAAGCAUCCACAACCAAAAAAACCAAAAUCACUGAGGAUUUACGAGUCACAUGUUGGGAUGAGCAGUACGGAACCAAAGAUCAACACAUAUGCUAACUUCAGAGAUGAAAUGCUGCCCCGCAUCAAGAAGCUUGGCUAUAAUGCUGUUCAAAUCAUGGCUAUUCAGGAGCACUCAUAUUAUGCCAGCUUCGGCUACCAUGUCACGAACUUUUUUGCGCCUAGCAGUCGUUUUGGGACACCAGAUGAUUUGAAGUCUCUGAUAGAUAAAGCUCACGAACUAGGUCUACUAGUUCUCAUGGAUAUUGUUCACAGCCAUGCAUCAAAUAACACGUUGGAUGGGCUGAAUAUGUUUGAUGGGACUGAUUCCCACUACUUCCACUCUGGAUCACGGGGACAUCAUUGGAUGUGGGACUCUCGCCUUUUCAACUAUGGAAGCUGGGAGGUUGUUAGAUACCUUCUGUCAAAUGCGCGUUGGUGGCUGGAUGAGUUUAAAUUUGAUGGGUUCAGAUUUGAUGGUGUUACUUCAAUGAUGUACACUCAUCAUGGAUUGCAGAUGACUUUUACAGGAAACUACAACGAGUACUUUGGAUUUGCAACGGAUGUAGAUGCUGUCGUCUAUCUGAUGCUUGUUAAUGAUAUGAUUCAUGGUCUUUUCCCUGAGGCCGUCUCCAUUGGUGAAGAUGUUAGUGGAAUGCCUACAUUUUGCGUUCCUAUCCAAGAUGGUGGAGUAGGAUUCGAUUACCGUCUUCACAUGGCCAUUGCUGAUAAAUGGAUCGAGCUUCUACAGAAGAGAGAUGAAGACUGGAGAAUGGGCGAUAUCAUUCACACCUUGACAAAUAGAAGGUGGUUGGAAAAAUGUAUCUCAUACGCAGAAAGUCAUGAUCAAGCACUUGUUGGCGACAAGACUAUUGCCUUCUGGUUGAUGGACAAGGAUAUGUAUGACUUCAUGGCUCUUGACCGGCCAGCCACUCCUCUCAUAGAUCGGGGCAUAGCAUUGCACAAAAUGAUCAGGCUUAUCACCAUGGCAUUGGGGGGUGAAGGAUAUUUGAAUUUCAUGGGAAAUGAAUUCGGACAUCCUGAGUGGAUUGAUUUCCCACGAGGUGAUCAACAUCUUCCCAAUGGCAAAGUUGUUCCAGGGAACAACAACAGUUUUGAUAAAUGCCGACGCAGAUUUGAUCUGGGGGAUGCAGAAUAUCUAAGAUACCAUGGGUUGCAAGAAUUUGAUAGGGCAAUGCAUCACCUUGAAGGAAACUAUGGCUUCAUGACUGACAUUCACCAGUACAUAUCGAGGAAAGACGAAGGUGAUAGGGUGAUCGUGUUUGAGAGAGGGAACCUUGUGUUCGUCUUCAACUUCCACUGGAACAACAGCUACUCCGACUACAGAAUUGGCUGCCACAAGUCUGGAAAGUACAAGAUUGUUUUGGACUCGGAUGAUGCACUCUUCGGAGGCUUCGACAGGCUUGAUCACAACGCCGAAUACUUUACCUUCGAAGGUUGGUACGAUGACAGACCUCGAUCCAUCAUGGUGUACACCCCAGCAAGAACAGCAGUAGUAUACGCUUUGGUGGAGGAUAAACCUGAAUCCGCUCCCUUGAAGAUCGAAACUGCCGCCACAUUGGCUGACGACAAUGAACGAGAACCAGAACCAGAAGAUGCACCCGAGGCAGCAGCAGAGGAUGCUGCUGCAUCAGAGCUCGUCCAGAGCUAA